AUGGGUGAGUGGACAACACCAAAAGAAUUACAAAGUGUUAAAAUAAAACUUUGUUCAUCAUGUGGACAAAAUGUUGAUACAAAUUAUCUUAUACAGCCAAAUGAAAAAAAAAGACGAAAUGAAGAACUUUUGAAAAGAAUUCGAGAACGUAAAGCUAAUAAUACUAAACGAACUUCAAAUGUUAUAUCAUCAACAACUACAACUACGACCCAUUUAUUUGUACCAUCAGUAUAA
Rotaria sp. Silwood2 is the source of this 234-nucleotide messenger RNA. NCBI's taxonomy places the organism in Eukaryota, Metazoa, Rotifera, Eurotatoria, Philodinida, Philodinidae. The record is from the annotation of a GenBank genome assembly.